CCGCCUUUCCGUAUCACUAACUAUUCUUUUACGAACUUCCGACAUCCUCGGAAUUUAUCCGACGGCACUCACGCGCGUAUAAAAAACUUUAAACGAAAUAUAUCACUGCGACGAUCGACUCGUAUGAAACAACAGCAUAUUUACAUGUUUAAAUGAUUAAUCGAACGGAGCGGACGUGACAGACAACUAUCAUACUUGCGCAAACCAAACUGACAGGUUACCGCAGGGUAUAAUCAUCGUUGACUGUUCGGCUCGCCUCGAGCAUCUCCGGAAAAUCAAUGAUUAAAAAAAAUUCAACGAAAUUUAAUGCUUUGUCCACAACAUGUGUUGCAACCAGUAAUCAAUCAUUUAUAUACUGUUUGUAUAAAAUAGUAUUUUAGGUACAACACUUUGAUGAAUGAAUUCAAAUUUGCAUACAUCGUUUCGUCACGAUUUUUAUUUCUUAAAAUCUUAGUUUCUCCAACACGCAAGGCAGCGCUAAAUCAUAGCCAACUUGGCUUAGCUACGUCUUGUUAAUGAUUGUUAAAAUGGACCGGAGAUGUAACAUUUGUAAAAUCCUUGCCUUGGACGCGUUGCAUUAAAACAUGAAAGGUAUCAUCAAGAAAUAGUACAUUCCAAACUGUUUGAGUAUUUCGGGCGAAUAAGCAUUUCAUACUCCAAGCUGUAAUAGCGUCGGCAACAUGACAUUACCUGGGAUCGGAGUGUUUGGUACAGGAAGCAUCGUCAGGAUUAUCAUCCCUUUUUUGAGAGAGAAGGGUUUUCGAAUCGAAGCUAUAUGGGGACGCACGCUGGCAGAGGUGUCAGAAGUCGCGACCGACCUGGAGAUACCGUUUCAUACUAGUCGAAUCGACGACGUGCUUCUUAGGAAGGAUGUCGAUUUAAUUUUCAUCAUGUGUUCACCGAGUUUGCAUGCACAAAUUGCUGUGAAAGCAUUAGGAAUAGGGAAGCACGUCGUGUGCGAUAAACCUGCAGGCUUGAGUCAAAGCGAAGCACUGAAAAUGGUACGAGCUGCACAAUAUUAUCCUUCUCUGAUAAGCAUCGUCAAUCAUAGUUUAAGAUUUCUACCAGCGUUCGUUCAUAUGAAGAAAGCUUUGGAAGAAGGCUAUUUGAACGGCCCUGUAAAUGUUAUAGAAGUCAGAGUACACAUGGGAAGUUUGUUACACGAUGGCUACGACUGGCUGUGCGACGAUACGAUGGGAGGAGGAAUAUUGGCAUUAGUCGGCAGUCACGUGAUAGAUCUAAUUUUUCAUUUGAUCAAUCGUCGUGCUACAAGAGUACACGCCGUGGUCAAGACUUUUACUCAAACUACGAAACAUAUAAAUGGUAUCAGGCAUGUUACGUCUCCAGAUUUCUGUAGCUUCCAAAUGGAAUUGAACGGUGGUACACUAGUAACAGCGACGUUGAGUAAUCACUUGCAAGGCCAACUUUCUCAAGAAGUAUUAAUAUGCGGAGGCGGUAAUCAUCUUCUCGUACGCGGAGGAGAUUUACUUGGUUGUCGCAACGGACAGGAAGAAAUGCUGUUUCGUGACAUGGACGAUUUACAAGACAUAUCUUUCCCGAUUUCCGACUCUAUUCCAAGACCGUACAUCAAGGGGCUGAGAAAAAUGAUCACUGCGUUGAGGGAAGCUUUCCAAUCUGUCGAAGACAAGAAGGGAUGGGUGAAGGAGCCAGUGUUCUCUGCAUCGUCCUUCGAAGACGGAUUAUACGUACAAGCAGUUAUUGACGCUCUAAGACAGAGUAAUAAACGUCGAGAGUGGGUGAAAGUGAAUAUCUUAACUGAAGAACCAGAUCCAAACCCUUUGCUAAGUGCAGCUGUUCGAGCUACGGCUAUAUCGAUAUAAAGUAAAUCUCUAAACAAGUUUAUAACUAAUUAAAAGAGUAUUCUGGUUUUGAACUUCUUCGAACAAUUUCUAAUAAUCUUUUUAAAAGAACUAUCGAAGAUUUUCCAUGUACAUUGAUGGGUAUUCAAAGUACAUAAUGAAUAUUUUUGCCAACAGUUAAUGAAAAAAGACGAUGGCAUAGUUCUUUUAAAAAAUGCAGAAGUCUAACAAAUAGCAGAUUAAAAUUUUACAGUUAUUGCUUGGAAGGCAGCUAUUAUUGUUGAAUACGAUGUAAAGUAUUCGUUUUACACUGUAAAUGUAUAUGUAUAUUUUAAAUAAUGUAUAGCUCUGUCCGUGUUUCAGUAGAGAUAGCUAAUUUAUAAAUAACACACGUAGAGCUAAGCUAUCACUUUAAACUAAUUUAUAUUCACAUGAACAUUAAAUAAAUUUUACUGUAAAUAAAAUUUUUUAUUUUUUGCUAA
Molecule: messenger RNA, 2302 nt
Organism: Ceratina calcarata
Lineage: Eukaryota; Metazoa; Arthropoda; Insecta; Hymenoptera; Apidae
Product: glucose-fructose oxidoreductase domain-containing protein 1
Exons: 2
Coding region: 681-1841 (386 amino acids)
Molecular function (GO): nucleotide binding
Source: RefSeq, a predicted model, not a curated record